Molecule: messenger RNA, 649 nt
Organism: Racocetra fulgida
Lineage: Eukaryota; Fungi; Glomeromycota; Glomeromycetes; Diversisporales; Gigasporaceae
Source: the annotation of a GenBank genome assembly
UAGUGGUGUUAUGCGUCCAACGUUUGAUGAUCUUGAAAAGCCGUUUUAUGAUCGUGGUGUUGUCGAAUUGGUGGACUUUCUUUGGGAUUAUGAAAAACAUUGUGAAUUGAAAAGGAUAAUCAAGACGUGUGAUACGUGGUACAGUUUGAAGAAGGCAAUGAUUAAAGGGAUUGUAGAAGUUGAGGAAAAGAUUAAUAAGGUGUGGAGUAUAAAGCAAAAGGACCAUGAAUCUAUAUUGUCAUACACUUACCGUUAUGAGACGCUUGUGGUUCUGGUAAAAGGGAUAAUCAAAGAUUACAAAGAGUUAUAUUGGUAUAUAGGCGGGUUAUGUGAAUCGUACCAAUGGGAGGUUGAAUCAAUGUGUCCAAUAACGUACGACGAAGCAAAAGAAUGGGCAUUGGAAUUGGAAGCAGAAAUAAAUGAUGAUGGGAUGCAAGGAAUUGAGAUAGGCAAUACGUUAGUUAAAGCUAACGUUGAAGUCAAAAGAGUUGGAAUUAAAAAGAAGAACCUAAAAACUUGCUUCGAAGUUAAAUUCGAGAAGUUCAUAGAAGAUAUGUCACCACAAAAACGUAAAUCUGUAAUAGUGCUAAGUUAUGCGGCAAUGUGGAAACUUUACUGUGUUGUAGUCAAAAAUAAUAAUUUUCUUUAA